CAUGUCAGAUACGGCUAACGCUACUAGACAAGCAUUGGCCGAACGUUCUCCCGUUCUUAGAGAGGAACAAACGCGCUUUCCGGUAAGAAUAAUCAAAUUUAGAAUAUUGCCGACAAGUCCGAAGGAAGAAAUGAUGGGCAAUAAGUCCAUCGAAAAUCUUUUUUGCAAACCAGUUGCGGAUGCCGCAUCUAGCGCAAACUGUUUCAAAGUAUUCUCGCAGGUAGAGUGCAGAUGGCGCCUCAAAAAAAAUGUAGCGAGAAUACUGAGUGCAGAUGGCGUGGAAAGACAAGGUGAAUAUUGGGGUUUUCCUCUAAAAAUAAACGAAAAAGCCGGCAGACAGCCGGAACAACCUGGUAUGGAAUACAUCGACGUAGUGGUAGUAGGAAACGGUCCAAGCGGUCUAUUCACAUCGUAUGUUUUGUCUGGUCAUUGGCCUUAUUUGAGGGCAGACGCUGAACAUCCUUUGAUCAAGCAUUUAUCUUCCAAGAUAUCGCUAAUUGAACACGAUUUGGAUUUACUAUCUCAAUUGGCAGUAGACGGAAGAUCGAGCAAUCCUAUACCGAAACUAAUAGACUCGUUACGAUGCCCAGGAGCCGAUGUGGGAUCGGAAGAAGAAUCGAAUUUAGAAUGGAAAUAUCAUCCAGAAAGGGCCAUAAAUCACGUGGUAUUAGGAAAAAGCGAAGGAGGCGGUGUCUGGAAUAGUCUCGAUUCUAAAUAUGAGCAAAAAACUGUGAGCAAAGCUGGCUGGAUGGAGUUGCCUGGUCUGAAAUAUACGGCCCAGAAUCGUUUCCAGCGAGCUGUACCCAAUGAUUUACGAAGAUAUUAUAAAGCCUAUUCUGGCCUAGUUUCAGAUUAUAUUCGACCAAACACGACCGUCACGUGCGUAGAACGAGUAUUGGACGUUGCGCACGAGAUUGACGCAGAAAGCGGUGAACAGAUACCGUGUUCACGUUCUCAUUUCGGAUGUCAUAAGUACGACGUUCGAGGGCAUCAGACAGAUCCUUUAACAGGCAAAACGACGUCUUUCUGCUACAGAGCGUCUUAUGUUGUUUUGGCAACUGGCCAGUCAGAUAUUAAAGAAAAACUGGGCGUUAUCGGCGAACACGAAGACUACGUAGUUAAUAAUGUUAGGGACGUUUUAGUAGAUUUCAAUGAUUCAACAGAUCCAGUUUUAGUAGUUGGAGCCGGAUUAAGUGCUGCUGACUCAAUUCUGACAUUAUUAGAAGCUGGUGUGCCCGUUCUACACGCAUUCCGAAGGGAUCCGAAAGAUCGGGCCCAUAUCCUCCGUAAAGUGGCCUCAAAAGCUUAUCCAGAAUAUAAAAAAGUUAUGUCUCUUAUGAAAGAAGAAUUACGAGACGAACUCUACACACCCCUACCUCAGCACCGUGUCCUUGAACUAUUCAGCGCUGGCCACGUGCUACUUGAAAACUCCAAUACUAAUCAUUUCGUCCGAGUGCGCAAAGUUCUUGUUGCAAUAGGCACACGACCCGACCUAUCAUUUCUUCCAGGGGACGGUCGAAAUUUGGGCAUAGUUGAUGACGCUCCGAUUUCUGUUAAACAUAACCCUAUCGAUAUUGAUCCCGUAACGCACCAGAUAACGAGGUCACAAGGGAUGUUUGCAAUUGGGGCUUUGGCAGGAGACACUUUUGUGAGAUUCAUUCCUGGUGCCGUAGUUGCCGUCGCCUCACACUUAUGGCACCGAAAACAAAACUCUGCUUGA
Dimorphilus gyrociliatus is the source of this 1720-nucleotide messenger RNA. The record is from the annotation of a GenBank genome assembly. NCBI's taxonomy places the organism in Eukaryota, Metazoa, Annelida, Polychaeta, Dinophilidae.